CGUCAUCGUGUCACAAGGUAAACAACAUGGCGGCUUACUUGGUUUUAUAUUUCUGCUCCUAGCUAAUGUUAAAUUCACCCAUAUGUUGUUUGGUGUUUAAAAUAUAGUCUUCAUAUCAUAUUUUUUAUAUUUACAGAGGAAAAGCCCUGACAGGUGUUUAUUUGCAGCUUCAUCUGAAACAGUCGGACUUCCUAGUCAUCUCUGUUGAAACCAUGGCCUCAUCGUUUGUCGUUGGGAAUCAGUUCAGAGACAAAGUGACUGAGUUACUGGAAAAAACAGACUCGUCUUUGCCGCAAAGACUGAGAGAAGAACUGGAGGAGAUUGUUCAAAAGCCACAACCGUCAACUUUGUCCUUCACUACAGCCAGAAAACUCAAGAACUACCUUCAAGAGCAAAAUCAUCCUUUCUACCUGCAUGAGUUGUUGGAGGACAGCUCAUUGCACCUUCCUGAGGUUGUGAAGCCUCCCAGGAACCCUGAGCUGGUCGCACGUUUGGAGAAGAUCAAAGCCAAACUGGCCAAUGAGGAAUACAGUAGGAUCACACGCAAUGUCAACACACAGGAAAUCAACAGAAGUGGAACAUUAGCUGAUUUUGGACGUGAAGUGAGAUCGGUCAAGGCAGUGGUGGUGACUGUAUUCAACUUUCUGGUCACUGUGAUUGCAGCUUUUGCCUGUUCCUACAUGGGCAGUCAGUACCUGUUCACUGAGACUACAGCGAGAGUGAUAUCAGCUGUGAUUGCUGCCUCUGUAGUCGGUCUUGCUGAGUUGUACGUCCUGGUCCGGACCAUGGAGGGAGAACUGGGGGAACCAUAGCAGCCAUGCACGAUAAAGGAGGAACUCCAGCCAGAUAUUUUACUUCACUGUAAAAAAUUACUCAGAGUUUUGUCUUUUAUUUGUGAGAGACAACAUUCCUUUUCUGUGACUUGUUUACUGAGAAAUGUCUGCUUAAUAUGACAUUCCACUUAUCAAGAUUCAAAUCUAAAUAUGAAGCAGUUUUCUUAUUUAUUUCUUUUCAUAUUUGUCCUGAAAUUACUUUUGGUUCUCUCUCUCCUCUUUUGAUUCUCACAUAUAAUUGUUUUUUAUUUUUAAUUAAAUCAUCAGUGCUAACUGAAGAGCUUUCAGCUAAUUUAAGCUACUACUCUGAAUAAUGCUGUAGGUACUGUAUGUGCUAAGGCUGCAAUUAAAGAUUAUUUUCAUAAUUGA
Solea senegalensis (Senegalese sole) is the source of this 1202-nucleotide messenger RNA. It is a transcript of the gene vma12, whose product is annotated as transmembrane protein 199. Gene Ontology annotation, cellular component: endomembrane system. Lineage: Eukaryota; Metazoa; Chordata; Actinopteri; Pleuronectiformes; Soleidae. Gene Ontology annotation, biological process: vacuolar proton-transporting V-type ATPase complex assembly. The coding region runs from base 213 to 812 and encodes 199 amino acids. The record is from RefSeq and is a predicted model, not a curated record. The transcript has 6 exons.